This is a messenger RNA of Arachis ipaensis, 758 nucleotides long. NCBI's taxonomy places the organism in Eukaryota, Viridiplantae, Streptophyta, Magnoliopsida, Fabales, Fabaceae. The record is from RefSeq and is a predicted model, not a curated record.
UUGACCGGAAACCCGGUCACCCGGUCACCUGGCCGGGCUGAGCCACACAUUGAACCGGAAAUGCAAUUGACCCAGAGAAACCCGGUUCACCCGGUCGGGUUUUGAUGAAAAUCGGUGACCAGUCACCGCCGAUACCCCCCUCAGCCAACCUCGUCUCUCCGUCACCCUCGUCGUCACUCUCCGCGGCGUCGUUCCUUCUCCCGGCCAUCACUGCUUCUCCCCUCACCUCGCCGUGCUCUGAGUUCAUCAAUCGGCCUCAUCAGUCAUCGCCGAAGUCACCAGUCACCGCCGAUACCCCCCCAGCCAACAUCGUCUCUCCGUCACCCUCGUCGUCACUCUGGGUUGUGCUUCUUGUGCUUCUACUCCGCUGCUUUUGCUUCUGUCCUUUCUUGGUGCCUCACCUGGUCGUCAGAAAGCUCAGAGCCUGUGCUCCCUUAGAAUUGAAUAUUAAGUUGACAAGUGAGAAAAGAAUAUAUUCUAAUGCUGAAGAUGAUUUUGGAAGACAAUCUGCACUGCGUGAACGAAGCACAGUGAUGCCAGACCAAUGGUGGGAAUCUUAUGGAACUGGAGCACCAAAUUUACAAAAGUUAGCCAUUCGUGUUUUAAGUCAAACUUGUAGUUCUUCUGGUUGUGAGCAAAAUUGGAGUAUUUUUGAACACAUCCACACAAAGAAGAGGAGUCGGUUAGAACAUCAAAAGCUUAAUGAUCUUGUUUUCGUUCAUUAUAACUUGAGGCUACAACAAAGGUAUCUUCUAUAA